This is a messenger RNA of Malus domestica (apple), 688 nucleotides long. The record is from RefSeq and is a predicted model, not a curated record. Lineage: Eukaryota; Viridiplantae; Streptophyta; Magnoliopsida; Rosales; Rosaceae.
UGAAUUAGUGACACAAAUAAUGAUGAAGACUACUAUGAUCAUAAGCACCAUCCUGAUUUCACUUAUCAUCUUUCAAGGAACUAAUUCUGGUUUUAAUAUCUUGGUUGAAGCAAGACAUUUAGCAGACGAAAGUUCUUCCGAGCAUCCCGCAUCUUCUUUACUUGGUACACCAAACAUUGGAAGUUCGUUCGGUGUGAUGAAGACAGGUUUCACUGAAAAUUAUACCACAAAGUUCAAGUCCCCGCCUCCUCCGCCGAAAUCAGCAACACCACCACACCACGCGCCUACACCACCAAAACACAUACCAACUAUCACUGAUCUACUCGACAGAUCUCCUCCGAGUACCCACUACAUAUCUUCAGCCUGAAGAGAGUCGAUUGUGGAAUAGUGGAGUCACCGUGUAAUUAUUUCAGUUUAACUUUCAAGUUUGCAAAGCUCACCUCAACCCGUCAGUUUCUCGUCAAAAGCAUCAGUGCUGAUAGAUCUCACCUUAUAUAUAACGUGGAAUUCAAUGAUCAACAUAGUCAGCCAGCUGGGGUCGUGGUUAUGGUGAAUUUGUCACCCACGUUAACGAUGUAGUUCUCCUCUCAUCCUUUUCGAUGAUGUUGAUCUCCAUAGCUUCUGCCCUUCUUACUAGGGUCUGUGCUUUUUCUUUUGGUCGAAAUUUCAAGGGUUUAUGUUUGGUUUG